AUUGGAGCAGCUGAUCAGUUGAUCAUGGUACUGUUGGUGCUGAUGACUGGGAUUCUUUGAGGAUUCGAAUAUAUGAAAAAUGUAUCAAAGUGGUUAAAGACUCAAGAUGGAGGUGAGCGUCAUGGAUAGAUCGGAGGUUUCCGGUCAAGGAAAUUAUCUUUCAAGUCUUCUGAAGAAGGUGGAUUGGACGGCAGAGUACGUUGUAGCCGAAGGUUCUCUAUGGGUGGAUGGUAUGGAGUCUGGACAUCGAUCAAACCAUUCGAUAGGACUGUGA
This is a messenger RNA of Puccinia graminis f. sp. tritici CRL 75-36-700-3, 274 nucleotides long. RefSeq lists its product as uncharacterized. The transcript has 2 exons. Lineage: Eukaryota; Fungi; Basidiomycota; Pucciniomycetes; Pucciniales; Pucciniaceae. The coding region runs from base 107 to 274 and encodes 55 amino acids. The record is from RefSeq and is a predicted model, not a curated record.